Ictalurus punctatus (channel catfish) is the source of this 2366-nucleotide messenger RNA. It is a transcript of the gene pcgf5a, whose product is annotated as polycomb group ring finger 5a. NCBI's taxonomy places the organism in Eukaryota, Metazoa, Chordata, Actinopteri, Siluriformes, Ictaluridae. Gene Ontology annotation, biological process: regulation of transcription by RNA polymerase II. Gene Ontology annotation, cellular component: PRC1 complex. The transcript has 9 exons. Bases 251 to 964 code for a protein of 237 amino acids. The record is from RefSeq and is a predicted model, not a curated record.
CGUGAACAAGCCUGACCCCGCCUCUCCGCUUCCUGCGCGAGCUGCACCGCUUCAGCCGCUCCGUUUUGUACCGCCUUCAAAACUCGCGUGCGUCAUUAACGGCGGCACGAGGGAGCACCGAUUUUAGGAGACCGCGAUCACGUCGAGCGCGAGCAGGAUGCGGCGACUGCCUCGGUCCGGCGACGCGCUGCUGUCUCCAUGGCGACCCAGCGCUUGUUUUUGACCCCUGACCUCUGACCUUCUGCUGAAGAUGGCGAGCCAGAGGAGGCACCUGGUCAGGGACUUUAAUCGCUACAUCACCUGCUCCGUGUGCCGGGGUUACCUGAUCAAACCCACCGCGGUCACCGAGUGCCUCCACACCUUCUGUAAGAGCUGCAUCGUCCAACACUUUGAGGAGAGCAACGAGUGUCCUGAAUGUGGCAUUCAAGUCCAUGAAACCAAUCCUCUAGAAAUGCUGAGGUUGGAUAAAACGUUGGAGGAAAUCAUCUUUAAGCUGGUUCCUGGUCUGAGAGAGAAGGAGGAACAACAGGAAAUGGAUUUCUGGAGGAAAAAUAAAUCCAGAGCUAAUGGGGACGAAGGUCCGAGGGCUAAAAGGUCUCGUGUGAGUGAGGAAGAGGAGGACAGAGAGGAAGGUGAAGGAGGGGAUUAUCACAGGAACGACCCACAGAUCGCCGUCUGCCUCGACUGCCUGAGGAACAACGGCCAAUCAGGAGAGAGCACAGUGAAGGGUCUGAUGAAGAAGUUUAUCCGCUGCUCCACGCGCGUCACUGUCGGCACCAUUAAGAAGUUUCUUUGUGUGAAGCUGAAGUUACCGAGCUCGUAUGAGCUGGACGUUUUGUGUAACGGGGAGAUCAUGGGGAAGGACCACACCCUGGAAUUCAUCUACCGAACCCGCUGGAGACUGCAGGGUGACACAGAGUACCCCAUGGUUCUCGAGUACCGUCCUCGCAUCGACUUUGGCUAAAACCUGACCCGAACCGUGAUGGACAGAUGAAAGAGAGAGAGAGAGAAAGACAUUGGACUAAACAGACAGAAAUGACCACUUUGCUUCUCUCAUUCGACUUCCUCGUCGUUCAUCCAUCACUUAUUCCUGAGUGACAGGUCCUGACUCCGCCUCCUGCGACACAACCGUUUCUACAUGGAUGACAAAAAAAAUAAAGCACUUCAGAAAUGCACUUCUGGCAAGUUUGGAAGGAAAGAAAGUGUGUGUGUGUGUGUGUGUGUGUGUGUGUGUGUGUGUGUGUGUGUGUGUAAGACUGGCGUCUUCCUUUUUAUAUAUAUUGCUGAAGACGAAGGAAAGACGGAAAGGUUUGGAAACGUAAAUGAACAAAUGUGCCUCUUUUGUACACACACACUCACACACACACACACACGCACACACACACACACACACACAAUGGAGAAAAAGAGCCACUUUAAAUAUGCACUUAGUGGAAAGAUAGAUGGCGGCCAUUUUGUUUUGACGUUUUUUUUUAUGAGUUUUAUGAGUCACUGCCCUGCUGAAAAAAAACAACCAAUAGAAACCAUCACAGAAAUUCUAAAGGUUUCCACUACAAAUACCACUACAAACCAUCAUCUAACCAUUAAAACCGUUACCAUUAUUGAUCCUUAAUGGUAUCCACUAGACAUAACAUGUUACCCAUAGAAGGCAACAAAUUACCAGUAGAGACCCACAGCUUCCAUUAAAACCAAUACAAUUCCCAUUAUAACCAUUAAAACCAUUACAAAUUCUAAGAGGGUUUCUAUUGUUUAUUUGUUUUUUAGUUGUUUAUUUUUAGCAGGGUUAUCUGAAGCUCAUUUCAACUCUGAUAUUUAUGAAGUGACUCUGAUCCCAGAUCUGUAAGCUAUGUCUAAAAAUCACGUACUUCAUGUACUCUUAGUGUUGCUCUAUAAACAUCCGGGUACUAGAUAGUCAGCUAUGUAGUGUACACUGUAUGAAUAUAGUGCGUAGUGUGCGAUUUGAGACACACACACACACACACACACACACAGGUCAGGACUCUUCAAAUACGAUGAUCAAAUCUCUAUGUCUGUUAAAUUAAUUGAAAUCUGGCUUCCUUAAUCACAUCUUCAUCUUCAUCUUCAUCAUCCAGUCACGUCAUGAAAUUAACCAGCGGAGGAAAUGGGAUGAGGAAAUAAGCACCCAAAGCUGUAUUUUUGUAUCUCAGUGACUCGCGUGUGUAAUGAUGAGAUUUGAUGUUUUUAAUAAUCAGAGAUGUUGCUGCUGUUUAGAGUAAUUUAUUAUUCUAUUUUGAAAUAUAUAAUCGUGCGCCUUCACCUCUUCAAAGCUGCACGUGACUGCUGUACGUGACGUGAUAUCCCUUACUGUUUCAUUACUGUGAAGAUUAAAAACGUGGAAAAUGUCA